This is a messenger RNA of Serpula lacrymans var. lacrymans S7.9, 475 nucleotides long. RefSeq lists its product as uncharacterized. The record is from RefSeq and is a predicted model, not a curated record. The coding region runs from base 171 to 437 and encodes 88 amino acids. NCBI's taxonomy places the organism in Eukaryota, Fungi, Basidiomycota, Agaricomycetes, Boletales, Serpulaceae. The transcript is spliced from 3 exons.
UAAGAAUUGCCGCAUAAGCAUCAUAGUAUUAACAUCAAGGCCCGAAUUUGUUUCGUCUCGCAGAGAAUUCGAAGGUCUUCUGGAUCGCACAUCUACGUUCUCCUCUUCCUGCAGCCCCUCUCCACUAAAAUCUUUAUCCACCAACGAAUAGUGGCUUGACACUGGCGAUCAUGAGAAACAUGAGAGGAUAUCGGCAUCCUCACCCCGUUACUGCUCAUCAUUUCGCUGUCAAGGGUAACGAGAUUAAUAGCAUGCCGCAGAACCUACAGGCGCUUAACACGAAAAGUGACUAUUGCUCUGCUUUGUAUGUUCCUGUGCUCGUGAACAGUCUUAUUCAUUCAAUUGCUAAUGGCGCUGUUACCUUGAAACACUAUCUCCAUACUUACUCAGGACGACUCAAUCUCGGUUUUAGCGUUACAGCCAAUGUGAUAGUAUAGCUAUGCACACAGCCUCUAAUAUGGAUAUGCUUUACACC